Messenger RNA from Chironomus riparius, 2322 nucleotides. Lineage: Eukaryota; Metazoa; Arthropoda; Insecta; Diptera; Chironomidae. The record is from the annotation of a GenBank genome assembly.
AUGUCGUUGAUAAAUAAUAAUGUGAAUGAUGAUACGAUGAAACAACAUGAAUAUCAACAGCAAAGUGUACUGACUAUGCAAAAAUCUGUUACGAUAACAGUGACGCCACAACGCAGUAAUUCUCUUGACUAUUUAAAUUUUGAAGAAAAACGACAACUUAUAGCCUCAUCUCUGUCAUUGAGUGACAUUCUUCAGGUUGGUCCAGCUGUUGCACAAGCUGCAAAAGAAGCAAGUACUGUAAUAGUUAAAAAGCAUAAUGGCACAACCACAUUACGGACAACUAGUUUAAAUACAGGCACGAGAACCCCACCGUUAGAGCGGAAAAGCAAAUUUAGUGCUCUGGGGAGACUUUUCAAGCCAUGGAAAUGGAGGAGAAAAAAGAAAAGUGAAAAAUUUGAGCAGGCAUCAAAAUCCCUCGAACGUAAAAUCUCUGUACGUGCCAAUCGUGAAGAAUUAAUUGAAAGAGGUAUAUUACUGCCCGAAAGCACAUUAUCUACGAUUCCGGAGCCAGAUGAUCAAAUAACAAGUCCAGCAAAUUCUGCCGUCCUAAUAAAUUCCCCAACCAGUAUGAUAUCCAAUACUUCAUCAUCAAUCAGUGCUGUGCCUUCAUCUCAAUCGGCGCACAAUUUAAUAUCACCGAUGAAUGUUAGCAAUAACAAUCAGAACAAUGUUACAAGUGGUCCACUGAUAAACAAUCUAAAUGGAAGUCUUAUCGUAUCACAUUCUCAAUCAGCACAUCAAAUUGGUCAUGCUACAUUACAACAAACUCCGCAUACACCGCUAGCUGCACAUCAUCAAGCCCUCCAACAACAGUUGCAAAAGCAUUUUGCACAUAACAAUAUGGGUACGUUACAGGAUAUGAUAGUUGAUAAAUUUCAUAUUAGCGAACCGCGAAAAGAAAAGACUGACAGUAGUAAUGGCAACAACAAUAAUGCUCUAUCGCCACAAGAACAGCAAGCUAACAUGCAUAUGAUGAUGAUGUCAUCUGGUAACAUGGAUAUUCAAGGAGGUCCAAUGUUAAAACUAGAACGCCCAAAUUCGCUUGGACCAAAAAUAACGAAACGCAUUAACUUUUAUCAUGGUGAUAAUUAUCAAGAUAAUCAAAAGAGAACACCUGAUAGUCCCUUGCAAGCAAACAACAGUAUAAUUAGCAAUAAUAAUAAUCAAAUGAAUCAGCAAUUCAAUCUUAACUCGGGAUAUAUGGGCAAUAGUGUAAUACAGGGCAAUGCUUCAAACGUUGAUAGCUAUGAAUUACCGGAACCGCCAAUCCCAGUUAGUGAAAUUGGCCCUAUCCCUCCACCGCCAAUGUUCUCCACACCUAGCCCGACAUUAAUUGCUGGGCGACCGCAUGGUCCUGCUGUAUUAGGCUUGAGUCAUCAUGAUUAUGAUUAUGAUGAUGACGAUCAGGAUGAAAUGGAUUCCGAUGAAGAAUUUAUGUAUCCAAUGCAAAAUCCAAAUAUUGAUACAAAUCGUAUUGAUGAGAUUCCUGCAAAGGAACCAAAGUUUAAUGCGGUGCCAUUAAAGUCAGCUUUAAAAAAGAAAACCUCAAAUCCUGGAACUCCAACGACUCAGGAUACACAUAAAACACUCCAAGAGCGUCAGGCUAAUUCAUCAUUCAAGCCGAUACUUCGACCGCGGAUCAGAAUCUGUCCACGUCCGUUGCGAUUUGGAAUUGGUUUACCGUGUACAAUGGAGAAUAAAGAGAAUACAAGGCCAUAUAUGGUACAAAAUGGUACUGGGACCUUCAAUGAAAAUGAUGACGAUGAUAGUGAUUCAAAUGAUGGACCGAUUUUAUAUCGAGACGAUCCCGUUGGAACUGAUCGUGCUACAAAAAUAGCUAGAAAAGAAAGUUUAUCAUUGAAAUUAGCUUUGCGUCCUGAUCGACAGGAGUUAAUAAAUAGAAACAUUUUAAGAAUUCAAACAGAGAAUGAUCAACAGGAAACAAAAGAGGCGAUUGGAGCGCGAUUGAUUCGAAGGCUCUCAAUGCGGCCAACAGCGGAAGAAUUAGUAGAAAGAAAUAUCUUAAAAAUUCAAACUCCUGAGGAACAGAAGAAAUCCAAGGAAGAGAAAAAGAGCUAUUUAUUAAGAAAAUUAAGUUUUAGGCCAACAGUAGAAGAGCUAAAAGAAAAGAAAAUUAUUCGAUUCAAUGACUAUAUUGAAGUGACGCAAGCACAGGACUAUGAUAGACGAGCUGAUAAACCAUGGACACGAUUAACGCCAAAAGAUAAGGCGGCGAUUCGAAAAGAAUUAAAUGAAUUUAAAAGCUCAGAAAUGGCUGUACACGAAGGAAGUCGUCAUUUAACUAGAUUCCAUAGGCCAUGA